GCUCCGCAACAUUUCUCCGUCCCGGAUCGGCAACCCAAUGUGAUUACAAACUUCAUUCACUACCAACAGCUCACUACUCUAUACUCCGGCUUCCUGCGGCCCAUGCCUGGGAAACUAAAUUACGAGAUAACUACCGAGCAACGUGCACUGAAAGGCAAUACGGCUGGGAAAACCUCCGUGCGUGGGCUUGUUGCCUACUAGCCGUAAUUCUACGUUGGCCCCGCCUGUAUACAUGGACGUAUUCGAUAUGUACACAAGUAAUACCCAGCUACCGCUAAAGCGUAGGCGGGUUGUCACUUCAUGUUCCGAAUGCCAUCGCAGGAAACAAAAAUGUGAUCGCAAGUCCCCGUGUAACAAUUGCUUAGCGCGCAAUGUCGCAAGGAAAUGUUUCUACAACGCGCUUCAAAGUUCUGGCCAGAUAGCCGAACCAUCAGAAGUCUUGGGGCCAGAGGACGGCCAGAAUCAUGCGCCGGUGGUUCCAGCUGGUAAUGUUCACAGCUCGGGAGAUCUCGGCUACUCCUUGAUUACUGGGAGCAACGCUUUUGUGGGAUUGAAAGACGUGCUCCAAGACGAAGACGAGUUUCGGCAAAUUACAUCCGCUCAUAACCGUCCGUUUCGUUCAAGUGUUUUGAAAACACAUGCCCACACACUGAUAUCACACCUACCUUCAAAACCAGUACUGCAACGGCUCGUUAAAGUAUUCUUCGAGGAGGUCAACUGGCAUUACUUUAUACUCGAAAGGUUCUAUUUUGAUGACCUCUUCUCACGCUGGCAAACCACCGAAAUGCGCCCCGUUGAGUAUCUGCAUAACCAAGAGCUAUCUAUUGAGCUACAGUACUUCCCAGCUCUUCUAUUUCAGGUGGUCGCCCUCUCACUUCAAUUUCUACCACCUGACGCGCUCGCUCUGCCCCAACUCUCAUCGAAAGAGCUUUGCUCAUCAUACAGGUACAGCGAAUUGGGCGAUGAACUUGUAACAAUAUUGGGUAGACAUGGUGUAACGCUCACUGCGGUCUUAGCAGACUUCCUGCGGGCAUCCUGGCUCAAGAAUUUUGGAAGGGGUAUUGAAGCAUGGCAUAGUGCAGCGAAUGCCAUCAGGCAAGCGCAGGAGCUCGGUUUGCACCGGCAACGCGACAUUCACCAAUCAAGCCUGAACAGUAUCGAACAAACAUUAAGCAUGAUAUGGUAUGAUGAUUUCAAAAAGCGUGUUUGGAUUAACUUGUUUGUAUGGGAUAGUCUAAUGGCUAUGAUACUUGGCCGCCCACGAAUCAUCCACCCGGACGACUGCAAUAUGAAACCGCCAAUCGACUGUAACAUCCCCAAGGAUCCCUCGAAGACAGUUCCAAUGACGGUACAGCCCGGUGAACCUCCAAAUGGGCCUACUACAGUUUCUGCAGGCUUAUUUCGGUACGACUUGGCGUGCAAGUUUCAUGAGUUGAGGGCUCUAAAAGCAGAUAGGCCCCAUUUAAAGGACCAUACUAUCAUCAAAGGUCUACACGAACAGGUGAUAUCGUUGUUAGAAAAUGUGCCGCCAUAUCUUAGAUUUAAGAAUCCCGAUCCUUCCUGGGACAGAGAGUACCCUUUCCUGCCCCAGCUUCGUGAGGAGGUUUUCAUGACAGCGAACCUGUUUUUGAUGACGUUGCACCGACCGCACAUCCUUGCUAGUGCAGAAAGCCGAAAGGCUGCAUUGGAAGCGGCACUGGCCACGUUAGAAUCACAACAGCGAUUCUUCGGGCAAACCAGUGAACAUCACUACCCCUUGUUUGGGCUCGCAUUCUACACUAUCGACGCGUCUAUUCUACUAUCCAUCAUCGUAGCAUCGUACCCGCCGCAUAGUCACGAACCGAGACAGUACGUCUACCAUGUUCUCCAGCAAGCAAUCGAGCGACUAUCCCAUAUACAACCUUACAAUCCAAUAGCCAGGGCAGGACUCGGUAUUGUGCAGCGAUGUUAUGAAAAGUUGAAGGAAGCCUGUCACUCCCCUGCCAUGACCUCCGGAACGUCAUCAUCAUCGGCUGUGUCUCCUCGGUUUGAGCUACAGGAUCUCCGCCAAGAAUUGAGGCAUCAGAAUAGUGUGCCAGCAGAGCUAGAUCAAUUAGCACCUGAGCUUUCUGUGAUACCCGAUAGCUUUGGCGAGGCAUACUGGCUUGACCAGCUGAGCCUCAUCCAACCGCCGCCCACCGUUGGGCAGGAGCCCGACUUGUUUUGGGAUUCCUUAUUAUUCGAACGUGAUGUGGUUUAGUGAAGGUAUACCCGUGUGAACUCUAUAUUUUUGCAAUGUAAGAUUUUCAUUCUGGUGUGGGAUUUGAAAUGGCCUACAGAGCAUUUAGGUCUCGAAGCAGGUCAUCAUCGACAGCUACAACUGUAAGCUGGGCAUAAAAAAGGCAUACCUGGCGCUUCAUGAAAGCUUCUUCCAUAGUGGUCCUAGAUUUAACAUUUUACCGAGGAGAUAGAGUGUUGAUUAUAGCCCACACCUGAUUUCAAUAAUGACUCAGAAAGGACCGCUGCAACAACACCUCGUAGAAUUUCAAAUCUUAGAUACAUAAGAAUGACUCCUAACAGCUGUGGCUACCCUCCUGCUCCGUACUCUUGCAUCCACUACUGCAGAGCUUUGGAUGGCCG
Molecule: messenger RNA, 2619 nt
Organism: Aspergillus pseudonomiae
Lineage: Eukaryota; Fungi; Ascomycota; Eurotiomycetes; Eurotiales; Aspergillaceae
Exons: 6
Coding region: 233-2239 (668 amino acids)
Biological process (GO): regulation of DNA-templated transcription; DNA-templated transcription
Cellular component (GO): nucleus
Molecular function (GO): DNA binding; DNA-binding transcription factor activity, RNA polymerase II-specific; zinc ion binding
Source: RefSeq, a predicted model, not a curated record